AUGGAGUGCGAUGACAAGAAGGGAUACAUUUACUGCGCUCAUUGUAAUGACUUCGUAUCACGUUCAACUUUCGAAGCACAUGAGCGAAAACGUAACGAGACGAACUUAGCAGAUACUUUUAAGGCGACUUCAAAUUCCCAGGAUUUGUUUAACGAAAUUUCAAUUUCAUCUGAGGAUGAAGGUUAGUUACCUUGAAUAUAAAAGAGUGACACAUAUAUAUGUUAUAUGCUAUAUCUAUACAUCUUUAUCAUUGCAUGAGAACGUAACUGCUAUUCAACGUUGCUUGAGGCGAUAGACCUCUGCCAACUGAUUUUUUUCUUUUACACCAAUUCCAUACAGGAGCCACAGAUUUUAUUCAGGAAGAGCGUCUUGUAAUUGACGCAGAAGUAGAUAGCUCUUGAUAAAACGCUAAGCAAGUGAGAAAGGAAGAACGUGGAGUUUGUACAUUAACUUGUAUCAUUUAAAUUGUCAAACGGAAAAUAUUGGGCAUAUGGCAUAAACUGACCAAGAUGUUAAAAAAAAACAAGUUUGUAGUAAACAAACAGGGCACUUUUGCAAAAACUAUGUUACCAACUAAUGAUCUUUGUUUGUUGUCUGAUGUUGCCGUUAAUUUGUUUGUUUGUUUUUUUCGCUACCAUAACCCUUAAAAGUACUUUAUUGAGAGUUGAAACAUUCGUUAACGUUCUGAAAACUUCCUAUCUUUUAUAUAGCCGACGGACUUGCCUGAAUCCGAGGUAGCAUACUCUAACAGCGACAAUGAAUGUGGAGGUCUAAACAGUACCAAUGAUGGACACCGGAGCGACUGCUGCAGUUCAAGCUCUGACGGUGACGAAGAAGAAAUCUGGAAUGGUGUGCACCCUGAGAUAAUGUCGAGAGAUUUAGAAAACGCCCCGCCCCUUCCGGAAGCUCAAGGCCGCCAAAAUUCAUUAAUUUUUUGGUUCGUUUAUUUUCUGCUAAUCUGGUAG
Molecule: messenger RNA, 965 nt
Organism: Pocillopora meandrina
Lineage: Eukaryota; Metazoa; Cnidaria; Anthozoa; Scleractinia; Pocilloporidae
Source: the annotation of a GenBank genome assembly